Molecule: messenger RNA, 714 nt
Organism: Vitis riparia (riverbank grape)
Lineage: Eukaryota; Viridiplantae; Streptophyta; Magnoliopsida; Vitales; Vitaceae
Exons: 2
Coding region: 100-483 (127 amino acids)
Source: RefSeq, a predicted model, not a curated record
GUGCACGGUUUCACAUCCAAUUUCAUCGCAGCGCAUCGUCCUUCCCCAAAUAAACCCCGCAGUUUAAACCCUCUUUCUCUCUCUAGAAUAUCAGCAGUAAUGGUGGAUAUAUGGUGGUCGCUAUUAGGGGCAGCCAUACCGGCUGUAGUAGCUGGACAAGCCCUGAGGAUGAAGAGAAGGCGGGCAGAAGAGCAGAGCUUGACGAGCUCAGGAGGGCGUGAGAAGAGGUCGGAUGAUAAUUUUGUGUGCGAGAGAGUAUGCACAUCCAAGAGGAUGCUGAAGAAGGUUAGUGCACUUUCUAAAGACCCAACUCCUGAUACUUGUGUUACAGUAUGCGGGGUUUCUGAGAUUGAUGCCUGCACGGAUGCUUGUGCAAGAACUGUUUGUGUUAACCAACAUCAAGUGCCCAAUUGGAAUGAUAUUUGUCUUAGGAGGUGCCAAAGUGAGUGCCUUAAGCUCUCUAAUUCCAAUAUCGCUCCUUAAUGAAUUCCUUGAAUCUUUUCUAUUUUUCCCUUGGAUUUUGCUUAGGAAGAGUGAAUUGAUGAUACACCCAUAUUGAUUCGUCUCAAUUAUUCGUUGUUUUUGACAUGCUGUUCUUGUAGUUUCUUUUGGAAUAUGGGUUUUGUUCUACUGGUGUUGGAGCAUUUUUUUUUUUAUUCCUAGAGAGCCACGGUCGAAGAGGAGCAUGUGUUCUUGAAUAAAUUCAAUUGCAUC